Messenger RNA from Mercenaria mercenaria, 5501 nucleotides. RefSeq lists its product as uncharacterized. The record is from RefSeq and is a predicted model, not a curated record. Gene Ontology annotation, molecular function: calcium ion binding. Bases 133 to 2919 code for a protein of 928 amino acids. The transcript has 16 exons. Lineage: Eukaryota; Metazoa; Mollusca; Bivalvia; Venerida; Veneridae.
CUCGCUAUAGGAAGUUCAAAACAGGAAGUUGUCCGUUUCUAGGCAACAUAGCUACACCACUACUUUUCGUGUUGGUAAGAAGUUGGCGCAUUAUUUCAUUUAAAAAAGAUCAAAUCAUAGGCAAGAAGCAGAAUGGCUGCAACAGCAGCAAUAGACAACUUCCAUAAUUCUAUAAGAACUUUGGCGCAAACCAAGAGAAUCAGAGUUACAGAAUUUUUCCAAGAUUUCGACAAACUACGAUCUGGUUUUGUAACAGCACCACAGUUUUCAAGAUGUUUAUGGCAGACAUUGGGGUUGCAGCUCACACCAGCCCAGGAGGAAUUAGUGAAAACGAACUAUGAUCUUAAAGGGAAUGGACAGAUCAAUUACAAGCUGUUCUGUGAUAUCAUUGACCAAAAUUUUAAUGCAAGAGAUCUCGCAAAAAAUCCUGAGUCACAAAAGAUUGUACCACAAGAGUUUCUUGGAACAUUGAGAACUGUACGGCCGAUGAGUCCAGGGGCGGAAAGAAGAUUGAUUAAGCUCCUACAGCACAUAGAACAAUUCUACAGCUACCAUGGUAUCAAUCUGCGAACAUGCUACGAGGAUUUUGACAGGCAUCAUAUGGGUGUCGUUACUGAAAGUCAGUUUUAUCGCACUUUCCCUGGUCCCCCUGAUGUCAGUGAGGCCGACAUGACAAUUUUAGUACAGAAGUACCGCGAUCCUGAUCGACCAGGUCUUCUCAACUAUCUCAACCUUCACCAUGAUAUUGUAGCCAUCGGGGAACAAAUGGCCAAAGACAAGGAGUUGAUUGAGGCUCCAUGUACACAAGUUGAUAAUACACGUGUAAUGCUAACCCCUGACCCAGAUCUGAACACAAUAUUUGACAAGAUACGCAUGGCAGUAUUCAAGAACGGAAUCAGAACUACAGAGUUUUUCAAAGAUCACGACAAACUUCGCAGCGGGAUUAUAACAGAAAACCAAUUUGUAUGUGGUCUGGCCUUGGCAGUUGGCAAGGAGGCUCAGCUAUCUAGAGCUGAAAUACAAAAGAUUGUUGAAUAUUACCGGCAACCAGAUGGACGAGUGAAAUAUAAGGAGUUUUGCGAUAUAAUGGAAAAUGCAUUCACAAUACCUGAUCUGGAAAAGAAACCCCUGCAGAAUGUUGUACGACCAGUUAAAGGAGCACUAUCAAGAGGUUUGAAGCCACUAACAGAGGCAGAGGAGAGGAGAAUCCAGGAGAUUAUCAGCCAGAUCUCAGACAAUGUACGGCGACGGAGACUCAUGAUGUACCCGUACUUCAAGGACUAUGACAGGGGUGUCUCUUACACAAGAGUUGUUACACCAACACAGUUUGGUCGAAUUCUUCAUUUCCUGUCCCUGAAUGUGUCACCAGAGGAUCUGAAAUUAUUGUUGAGGAAGUUUGAAGAUCCAGCAACUGGAGAUGUCAAUUAUCCAGCUUUUGUACAGGCAGUUGAUCAAGAAUUUGUUGGUCAUACAAUGGAUGAUGCUGACUUGAGUCAGAAAGGCCGGACAAACACACCAGUGAAGGAGCGUGUAGCAACAGCUGCCGACAGCAACGUUAGUUACGAGGACUUGAUGUCAAGAAUCAGACAUAUUGUCCUGACAAACAGAUUAAGGGUUGGCGAGUUCUUUGAAGAUUACGAUCCCCUGCGAAGUGGGUCGAUUAGUAAAUCACAGUUCAGACGAGGCCUGGGCCUGUUGGGAAUGAGUAAGUUAGGCUCACAUGAUAUGACUGAGGGUCAAUACAAACUUCUGUGUGAUGUGUACACAAACCCACAGAAAGAGGACCAAGCUCUGUGGACAAGGUUCCUCUGGGAUGUUGAAACAGUGUUUACUCAACCAAACCUUGAAAAGGACCCGGAGACCAGAGUACCACCUCAGGAGAUAUUCAGAGUACCAAAGCCAGGAACCGUGAACUGGGAAAAUGCUUCAGAAGACCAUAUGUCACUGUAUAAUGCAACAAUGGACCGCCUUAGACAAAGGACUGAACAGAGAAGAGUGCUAGCUAAACCUGUAUUUCAGGACUUCGACAGGCAUAAUAAUGGUCAUGUGACCAUGUCACAGUUCCGUCAGUGCUUAACAAUGCUGGAGCUUCAUUGUACAGAGCCGGAAAUGAUUGCCUUGGAAGCAAAAUUCCAUAACGACACAGGCUUUAACUAUUUGGCUUUCCUGUCAGAGCUCAUGCCAGAGGAACCGCCACAGUUCAUGUACAGAUCUAGACUUGAGGAGCUCAGAAAUACAAAUGCAAAGAAAACACUGCCAGAGUUAAAUGCUCAAAAAGACCUUGAGAGCAUUCUACUGAAAGUGAAAACAAAGGUAAGCCGAGAAAGGAUGCGAGUGCUGGAGUUCAUGAGAGAUUAUGACAAGUUACGAUCAGGAAGAAUGUUGAAAACAUCAUUCCGUAGAGCUCUAGACUUAUGCAGGUUCGAGCUCCGGCAGUCAGAGGUGUCCAUCCUUGAAGAUAGAUAUCAGUCUACACAAGACAUUGAUUAUGUUGACUACCUGAAGUUCUGUGAUGAGGUUGAAUCUAUCUUCACCACUAAAGAGUUGGAGAAGCGCCCCCUGGAGGAUGUUGUACAGUUCAAACCUCCAGAGGAAUGGGAGAGGAACAAACUGCCUGUCGACCAGCAGAACAGAUUCAAAUCCUGCAUGGAACGACUAAGUGAAAAGGUCCGGAAGCACCAGAUGCAAUUAUUUCCAUUGUUUGAAGAUUACGACAGAGUUCACAACGGUACAGUUUCAAGGUCACAGUUCAGACGCGUACUUACCGAGCUUGAACUUGGAGGCCUAGUAAGCCAGCAAGAUUUUGAACUGCUCUGGCAACAGUUUGAUGUAAAGAUUGGUGGAAAAGAUGACGUCAGCUAUAUAGCAUUUUGUGAUAUGAUCUAUAAAUUGGCAAAUUUUGAAGUGAGAAAACCAUAAAAGAGUUAAAAAAUGUUUAUUGUAUUUCAUGCAAAGACACUUUCUCAUCAUUACAUCUCUCAAAAAAAAUAGUAUGUUAAAAUAAAAUUUAGUAAGCUUUAAUGUUUUUCAUUUUCAUUAAAGCGUUUUAUUAAUCAUUAUGAGUGAUUUUUCAGAAUAUUCAGAAACUGAUUUGUCUUUGUGUACAAAUGCAUAUUAUCAUACUUUGUCCCUAAGAAAACAAAAAAUUGUUAUUUUUGCUUUUAUCUUUGUUGAAUAAUCAAAAAAGUGUCAAUGAAAUGCGCCCAUGCAGGCUUUGGCGGAAGUAAGUAAGUUUGCCAUAACACAUUGCAGCUUAUUGAAUUGUUUAAAAGUAAAUUGACACAUAUUUACCUAUUGUUAAAUAUGGCUUUAAUAAUGAGCUGUCAAAUGUCUGCAUGAUCAUGGCCAUUUUUGUUUUGCAAACCUGCAUCUUAAUAGUGACAAUAUAUAUUUUAUUAAGUUACGUCUGUGGUUUGACAAAAUCCUCUUUUGCAUACUUUGAAUAAUAUACAUGUAUUUAUGCAGUUAAUUUUACACAGAAACCAGUACGAGUGUGUAUUAAUCAAAAACAUUUGAAACAUUUACAUUUUCUUCUUUAUUGUUGAUAUUUCUUGGAUAUUUUAGUCAUGCAGAUUUCAUAUGUUACUGUAAAGUUUCUAAAACUAUAAAAUAGAGAUUUGAGACCAGGCUAAGAAUACAGCCUUGCCAUUGGUCAGUUUCAAGACCAAGCUAAAAAUUAACCAGUCUGAUGCUGAAAUUUUGAGACUGGUUCCAAAACAGUUUUAUAAUGUAGGGCAAAAUUCUGGAGCCAAAUUGGAAAUUUGAUUUUUAAACGAGCAUUUUCAUAGCCUUGGAGCCUACUUUUUAUGAAAAUAUUUUUUUUCAUGUUACUUUUUAUAUUUGUUAAUUAUGUUUUUUAUCUUACAACUUGAAAAGUAUUUCAAAGCUGUUAUAUUUUACUGCUGUUUUAAAAGUAUUAAGAUUUUUUUUACAUAUUUUAACAUGAAGCUGUAUAAAAAUCAAAACAGUCAUUUCAUUAGUUUUCAUUAACCAUAAUGCAUGUGAAUCAUACAAUCGUAACUCCUUUAAGUACCUGCACAAAUAUUAUUAUUAUGGUACAAAAUCUGACAAAAAAUGAUUUUUUAUGCAUCUAUGCAUGAGUAUUAAAGUUCUUACAUUUGAAUUUCUGGGAUGUUAUGCCAUUAAAUGUAUAAAAUGUAACAGAGUUUACAGAAAACUUGUUAAAAAUGAAGGCUUUUUUUUUAAUCCAGAAUCUUGUUUUAUUUAAACUAGUGUAUAAAAGUUAUGUUAUAUAACAGAGAUUUUGUUAUGUCAUAUCAUUAUGUUGAAAGUAUUAUGUUGUUAUGUCUACAUAGAAAGAGUGUCAAAGAAUUUAUGUCUACAGAUAGUAUUAUGUCUAGCGGUCCAUGUCCGUAUGUCAGUAUUAACAGAGUUUUACUAAUAGUAUUUGUUUAAUGUUAUUUUUUGUGAUGUACAAGUAACUUUGUAUAAAGCAAAUUCUUAAUUUAGCUUAUGAUGAUACUGUUGCUUUUAUUUAUUUAAAAAGCUAAAUAUAUACACAGCAUAAUCAUAUCCUAUGCAAUUAUAGGGACACACUGUGACUGAUGCCUAAACCCUUUUGUCUUAACUUUUACCCUGCUAGAUUUUUAAAAUGGACUAAUCCACCAUUCAAUUUGGUCAGUACCACUUCUUAUUCAAAGGGGUGUUCACUGAAAAUUUACUGACUGAAUCACUAAGCGAACAGUGCAGGCUGAUCUUGGUCUGCACUGGCCGCAAAGGCAGAAUCACUUGCCGCCAGCAGGCUAAAGGUUAAAGACUGAUGAAAACCAUAUUUUUAAGAGAUUUUUUUACAAUUUACCAGGAUUUGUAAUGACAAAAUACACAUAAAACAUCAAAAUGUGUCUUUCUGUUGUCUUUUACUAAGAGACAAGUGAAAACCUGGAAUUGCUACUGAUCUUAUACUCUUCAGAUCUACUGAAGUAGUAAGUAACAAUAUUGAAACAAGGGGAAAAAAACAUCAGAAUAUAAAAACAGGGUUCAAAUUGAAUUAUUUCUGUUUUCAUCAUUAUUUAAGUGUAUUUUUGUUAUGGUAAUCAUUUGGACUGCAACACUGGUUUAUUCAUUCAAUAUAAAUCUAGUUCAGAUGCAGAAAAAGUUAUCACACCCAGACACAAUUUAUAAAUUUUGCAAGCGUAAAUGAUCCUUUUACAGAAAAUAGUUGUAAAUGUUGCAAGUAAGAUUAGUUUUACUUUUUGUUUGAAUUUGUGAAGUGCUGAUCCCAAGUAUUAAGUUAAGAGUAAGUAAAACCACUAGAAAGAUUAUCAAACCUAUAAUCAAAGAUGUUGCAUAUAAUAAACAAUAUAUUAUUUGAAUUUAGAAAUUUUGUUGAAUGAGACAACCAGUGUUUGUAGAUCAAAGCUGGAGGAUACUGAAUGCCUGGGUCAGUAUUGUGUUGUAUAUCUGUGAUAGAAUUGUCUUACACUAUAAAUAUAUAUAACUGUACAUUAAGACUGAAAAUAAAUUGGAGAUAUAAAGUGUUA